AUGGGCAUGUUCUCAAACCCAUUGCGGUCUCGCGAGAAUCGCACUGGUAGACUGCCAAAGUACGAGCAACUGAGUCCUCUGCGCACAAAGGAGCGCCUCUCCAAUGACGACGACUACUAUUCCUCCGACGAUGAAUCGGAAGACUACUCCUCCACAUCCUCGCCAAGUGCCAGGAGUUCAAGACACACCUCGGGUUCCCUCUCGAGCGCCGCAAUGAUGCUCCCGAAGCGGGCCCUUGCGACGGCGCGACGCCCACGCACCCAUCUCUACCGACUUCCUAAUCGAAUCAUUCGUUACCUCUGCCUCGGCCUGGUGACCUUCAUGAUCCUUAUGAUCAUGUCCCUGGUACGCGCGAGCCACGUCGAGAAUAAGAUGAUCAUAGAGGGCAAGGUAGAAAAGAAGCCGGACCCCCCACCGGUAUGGGAGUCUUUCGGCUUCCUUCAAAGAUACUAUGGUGGCGUCAGGUCCAUUGUCCCUCCUUCGCAGUACAUCCCCUCCUACCCGCGCUCCGAGGACGAGAUUCCAUUGGAUCAGCUCGACAUCAAUACCACGGCCACCGCGACGAGCGAGGAUGGCAAGGACGAUGCUGUGAGGAGAGCUGUCCCCAAGAGCAAGGAGUUCGUCGAGCAUCCUGGUUCCGUUUUUGUCACCAGACCCGAAGAGAUGAACGAGUGCUUCAUCGACAAAGACAACAAGGUUCGCAUUCCGCCAAUUAGGUAUCUCGAGGGCCGUCCUCAAGGAUUCCCUCAACACGUCGAAGGUUCCUACGAGCUCCUGGAUCUGCCCGAAGGCAUCUGCUACGAACGUUUCGGACGCUACGCGCCUUACGGAUUUGGUUACUCUGUUCCCGCUGGCGGCCUCGGAAUUGGCGAGCAUGGCGAGAAGGAAGGCUCCGAAGAUGUGUGGGAAAAAACGCCCAAGGUUGACUGGCGCCAAGUCGACUGGGCGGACGCUCAGCGCCGCUGCUACCAGGCGAACACCGACAGAUUCAAGCCGAUGCCCCCUAAGAUCCCCUCCGCGCGUGGCUUCUUCAUCGAUGAGCCUGCCCAGAAUGCGACACUUGUGACGCGCGAUCCCCUCGAGAACCUGGAGCCAGCUGCCAAACCGGGCAUUCAGAACGACAAGACUGCCGACAAGGAACACGAGGCGGAAAAAGAAAAGGUUGCUCGCACUGCUGUCGUGAUCCGUGUCUGGGACGAGUACAACUGGCGCGAGGAAGACAUUAUGAACGUUCGUUCAGUCAUCUCGGAGCUUGCGUUGACCUCAGGCGGACGGUAUGAUGUUCAUCUCUUGGUGCAGAUCAAGAACGACGCAGCGUACCCUGUUUGGGCCGAUCACGAGGUCUACGAGCGCCGCAUCAGGGAACGGAUCCCGGAGGAGUUCAGGGGAUUGGUAACGUUAUGGACGGAGACUCAGAUGCUGUCCCUUUACCAAGGCAUCUUUGACCUCUACACUCGUGGCCCCGACUUGCCCGUUCACGGAGUGUACCGCGGUCUUACUAUGGCCAUGCAGUACUUCGCCUACCAGCACCCCGAGUAUGAUUUCUACUGGUCCUGGGAGAUGGACAUUCGCUACACUGGCCACUAUUACGACCUCUUUUCCAAGAUCGAGAGUUGGGGCAAGAAGCAGCCACGAAAGGGGCUUUGGGAGCGCAACGCCCGCUUCUAUAUCCCCAGCGUUCACGGGUCGUGGGAGGAUUUUAGACAGAUGGCCCGCGUUCAAUCCGAGAUGGGUACUGACGGCCCCGACAACGUCUGGAAGAACAUUCCCGGCGCCAACAGGAACAAGGAGAACCAGGAGCCCACCAAGAUCUCGAGAGGAGAGAAGACCAUCUGGGGACCUGAGCGCCCCACCAGCGAGGAUGACUGGUUUGAAAUCGAGAACGACCCCAAGCCUCCUACCACAUACGAGAAGGACAAGUACACCUGGGGCGUUGGCGAAGAGGCCGACUACAUUGCCUUCAAUCCUAUCUUCGACCCCGAGGGAACCACCUGGCUGUUGUCUGAGGACAUUACAGGAUAUAACAAGAACAACCGAGACGAGCCCAUGCCGCCUAGAAGAGCGCACAUCAUCACGGCAUCGCGCAUGUCUCGCCGCCUUCUCAUGACCAUGCACCGGGAAACUGCUUUCAGGAAGCACUUCGCAUUCCCCGAGAUGUGGCCUGUGACAGUCGCUUUUCAGCACGGGUACAAGGCUGUCUUUGCCCCUCACCCCAUGUACGUCGACCGAGAAUGGCCUACCGAGUAUCUGGCUCAGGUCCUUAACGGCGGCAAGAACGGUGCUAGCGGCGGUUCUCGCACAUCUGUCUUCGGCCAGCGCGAGCACAAUCUCCGCGGCCUCAGCUGGUUCUAUAACUCGGGCUUCGCCCCUAACUUGUAUCGCCGCUGGCUCGGUCUCAAGGUCAACAACGACGGUGGCGAGGAGUUUGAGAAGACGGAAGACUUGAGCAAAGACGGCUCUACUGUCGGCCAGAUGCGUGGUGGUGAGGGACGCAUGUGCCUACCCCCAAUGCUGAUCCAUCCAGUCAAGGGAGUCGAGAUCCCAGUGGAGAAGAUACCCGAAGAGACGAAGGAGAAUGUUCCCGAGUCCGACCCGAACGCAUGA
Colletotrichum higginsianum IMI 349063 is the source of this 2604-nucleotide messenger RNA. RefSeq lists its product as uncharacterized. The coding region runs from base 1 to 2604 and encodes 867 amino acids. The transcript has a single exon. Lineage: Eukaryota; Fungi; Ascomycota; Sordariomycetes; Glomerellales; Glomerellaceae. The record is from RefSeq and is a predicted model, not a curated record.